Messenger RNA from Belonocnema kinseyi, 1544 nucleotides. RefSeq lists its product as uncharacterized. Bases 180 to 1499 code for a protein of 439 amino acids. The record is from RefSeq and is a predicted model, not a curated record. NCBI's taxonomy places the organism in Eukaryota, Metazoa, Arthropoda, Insecta, Hymenoptera, Cynipidae. The transcript is spliced from 6 exons. Gene Ontology annotation, biological process: mRNA export from nucleus. Gene Ontology annotation, cellular component: nucleus. Gene Ontology annotation, molecular function: mRNA binding.
AUAUUUCCGUGUUGUGUAGUUAGUUUGUCGUGUUUGUUCUUGUUCAUUCACUCCAAAAAGUUGCUUUUCCUAUUUAUCUCUCGCCGCUCUCAACUCUAUUUUCCAUAGAAUAACUUCAUUUAAUUAUAAAUGCACAUCGUCUCUCAAGUUUUUUUUUAUUCCUCGGACAUUCCAAAGUUAUGGCUGACAUGGGCAUGAGCUUGGAUGACAUAAUUAAAAAGACGAAACCAUCAGGAAUGAAAGGCAAAAGAGGCGCCCGUCAAGGAUCGGCACCAGGCAGAGGUGGAGUUCAAGGCCGAGGAAUCAUACAAAAUAGAGGUAUUGUACAAAAUAGAGGUGCUCGUACCAAUGGAUCAGUCAGAGGACGUGGACAUGGAGUUGGAAAUGGAGGGAUAGCGGACGCUCGAUUAAAAAUAAUUCAGAAAAACAGACUGAAACUUACAGAUGCUCGCGACAAAUUAGCCGAAAUUGCCAAGCAAAGCGAUGCUCGAUUAAAACUUGAUAAACUACGAGCGACGCAUUUAAAGAAAAAUGACCCAUUUUUGGGAAUUUCUCGCAAGACUGGACGCAAUGGAAGAAUCUCGCUCUCGACAAAUAAAAUACCACAGUUCAAUCCAAUUGUGCAUCCUGUGCCAGCUGCUUACAGGCCACCGCCCUCAAGAACGGUGGGAUUCAGGCCUCCUUUGGAACCUCAUUAUGUCGAGAACAUCUCUAUGGAUUAUAACGAUGAUUAUUUAAUAGACACCCCACCGUUAAGAAGAACUGUUAGUAACGAGUACGCACCAUCACUUCCACCACCGCCUCCCGUUUUCAAUUUGAAACCUGCCUCGCCAUACACGUGGGUAAAACCGUCUAGUUCUUUAGGAAGAAAUGCAGCAAUUCGAAAACCGGAGUCGGAGAGGCCCAGAAAUUUCAAAGUGAUCGCCCGCACUUCCAUGCCCAAACGCGAUAGUGCAUCCUACAGGGAAGACUGGAAUUUUGGAUCGAAGUCGAGAACGAUUUUGGCAGAUAGUGCGGCUGAAGCUAAAUAUUACGAGUCUAGAAGUCACAGAGGAGAAACUGGAGUGAAGUCUCGUCUCGAUACGGCUCCUCUCAGCAAACCGCGAAAUAUGACCAUGGUCACCCAUCAGAAAUCAAAUUCCGCUUCACACACCACGGGCUACCGAAUCGUUGUCUCGAAUUUGCAGGCAAAUGUUACUCAAGAAGAUAUUAAGGAGUUGUUCGAGGAUGUUGGAGAACUACUUAUUUCUAGAUUAGUACGUCCGGGAACAGCAGAAGUUAUUUACAAGACUUUGAAAGACGCGACCAAGGCAGUAGAGACCUAUCACAAUAGACAACUCGACGGUCAUCCUAUGAAAUGCUUAUUGGUCAAUCCGAGACCAAAAAACAAUCCUACAGCGCCUGCUGUUAGACCCUUGACAGAAUCUAGAAGAGGCACUGGUUCAAGUUACGUUCAACCUAGUCUAGGAGCUGUGCAUCGAGCAUUGUUCGAUGAAUAAUCAGAAAAUUUGUGUAUCAAUCAAUGAAUUUUUCUAAAACUAUUG